Messenger RNA from Humulus lupulus (European hop), 1258 nucleotides. RefSeq names its product SAC3 family protein A-like. The record is from RefSeq and is a predicted model, not a curated record. Gene Ontology annotation, cellular component: nucleus. Lineage: Eukaryota; Viridiplantae; Streptophyta; Magnoliopsida; Rosales; Cannabaceae. The transcript is spliced from 8 exons. The coding region runs from base 1 to 582 and encodes 193 amino acids.
AUGGGUUUUACUCCACAUGUUAUCACUGUUGUAGUUGGAGAAGUAGUCAUUCCUUUCAUUAUUAUGUAUUCUUUUCUUAUUGUCAGACAUUGCAACAAAAAUAAUGUCAUUUUCGCAACAGGGGCCAAGAGCUCUGUCAGCAGGGCUGUUGAAGAUAUUGACUGGGAUUCUUUUACUGUCAAGGGGACAUGCCAGGAAAUUGAGAAACAUAAUUUGUGGCUUACUUCUGCCCCUGAUCCAGCUACUGUAAGACUGGAAGAAGUACUAGAAAAAGCUCUGCUUAUGGUUCAAAAUUCUCAAAAGAAUUACUUCUACAAGUGUGAUCAAUUGAAGUCCAUUCGUCAAGAUUUAACUGUGCAAAGAAUUCAAAAUCAACUAACAGCAAAGGUUUAUGAAACUCAUGCUCGGUUAGCAUUUGAUGUUGGGGACCUACCUGAGUAUAAUCAGUGCCAAUCUCAGCUGCAAUCCCUUUAUGCUGAAGGAAUUGAGGGAUGCCACAUGGAUUUUGCUGCAUACAACUUACUAUGUGUUAUCUUGGACUUUAGUAACAACAGAGAUCAUGUAUCAUCUAUGUCGAGAUAAUCAAGUGAAGCUAAAAGAGAUAAUGCAGUAAGGCACGCUCUUGCAGUUCGGGCAGCUGUCACUUCUGGAAACUAUGUUAUGUUCGUCAGGCUCUUCAAAACAGCACCAAAUUUGAACACUUGCCUGAUGGAUCGAUAUGUUGAAAAGAUGCGGUUUAAGAUAGUGUGCUGCAUAUCUCGAUCUUAUCGGCCUACGUUACCUGUUUCUUAUAUCGCUUAGGUUCUGGGCUUCUCUAGUGUUGCUUCUGACAAUGAUGAAAAAGAUUCAAAUGGAUUAGAGGAAUGUAUUGAGUGGUUGAAGGCACAUGGCACAUGUCUUAUUACAGAUAACAAUGGAUAGAAGGAGCUUGAUGCCAAGAUUCAACAAGUGAAGUGCCAAAUAAAAUCUGAUUUGGAAGGUUUUGGCGUGCUGACAUUUGGAAGAUCAUGAAUUCCUAUUUUUACUUUUGAAUAUGCAACUGUUUAUGACUGUUUUGUUGACUGUUGUGAGAAUGUUUUGUUUAUGUUAAUUAGGCAGUGUUGAAUAUCUUAAGACUUUUAGAUUGUUUUUUUUAGAUAAUCUUGAAUGUAUUUUGACACAAUUAUUUGGUUAUAUGUGUUAUGAACCAUAUAAUUGGUACUCAAAAAUAUAUUUGAACAAUGUUAAGGGUGUCUUAAGUAUAUUAAACGAAGUGGGU